Gymnodraco acuticeps is the source of this 4350-nucleotide messenger RNA. RefSeq names its product ral guanine nucleotide dissociation stimulator-like 3a (gene rgl3a). Gene Ontology annotation, molecular function: guanyl-nucleotide exchange factor activity. The record is from RefSeq and is a predicted model, not a curated record. Gene Ontology annotation, cellular component: plasma membrane. NCBI's taxonomy places the organism in Eukaryota, Metazoa, Chordata, Actinopteri, Perciformes, Bathydraconidae. Gene Ontology annotation, biological process: positive regulation of GTPase activity; Ras protein signal transduction.
AGAGAACAAUCAGUCCUCUGAUAUAUGCCACAGUCUCUUACUUCUAAGUUUCACACUGUCUCUGCCUGAACCAACAGGGCUCUGAACACUUCAUCGACACUCGAGAUGCAGAUUCAUGAGGAGAAAGAUUACGAUGAGGCAGCAGGUGUGGGGGAGAUCUGACUCGGUGUGUGGGCCCGUGAGCGUGACUCAGAGCUGGAAAUGAGGACUUUUAUCUCUGUGGGUGGAGGCGCUGAUGGAGGGGACUCCCGCGGCCUCCGCAGCAGGGUGGGCAGGAUGAAGAAGCUGCUGUGGACCAGGCCCAGUGGACACAUCCACACGGACACGGAGCCCGGCGUGUGGCUCACCAGCUUCCAGUCACUGGACACGGAUGGGCAGCUCGAGGAUCAGGUGCAGGAGUGGGGGGAGGAGGAGGAGGAGGGGGCAGUGUUUGGCAUCACGCUGCGCAGGGAGCCCGUGCUGCCCAGCUCGGAGCCGACGGAGCCCCCGACGGCCUUCAGCUUCGCCCACUACCACACGGUGAAGCUGCGCAGACUGAAGGCCGCCUCCCUGGAGCGUCUGAUCACACACCUGGUGGCCCCCGAGCACCAGGAGCCGGACUACAUGCACGUCUUCCUCUCCACCUACAGGGCCUUCACCCCCACCAGCACCCUCAUCGAGCUGCUGUUUCAGAGAGAGGACUCAAUCGCCAACCUGGACAACACUGUCUGCCCACGCAGUACCUUACCCCCGGUGAUCCGGCUGUGGCUGAAGGAAUACGAUGAAGACUUCCACGAGCCCCCCCAGUACCCGGCCCUCCGGCUGCUGUGUGUCCACCUGCGCCAUCGCCUCUGCUUCAGACGCCUGGCCCAGUCUGCAGAGACUCUCCUCAAGAGGCUGCAGGAUCAAGAUUGCAUCAAGGCUGCGUCAGAACACAGCAGUGAAUCAUCGCAGCAGGAGCUCAGAGAUCAGGAGGACGCAGGAGACACGUCCGCUAAGGAGGAGGACAAACACAACUUUAUGGACUUCCCUGUGACAGAAGUGGCGGAGCAGCUGACCCGAUUGGACGCUGAGCUGUUUGUCCGAGUGGUUCCCUUCCACUGCCUGGGCUGCGUCUGGUCCCAGCGCGACAAGAAGGAAAACCGAAACCUGGCGCCCAGCGUCCGCGCCACCAUCUCCCAGUUCAACGCUGUCACCAACCGUGUCAUCACCUCGCUCCUCUGGACGGCCUCGCCCUGCCCUUCCACUUCCUCCCCCAUCUCCUCCCCCCCCUCUGACUUCCCGUACCCCUCCACGGCCCCCAGCUCACCUCGCUGCUCUCACACCAGUCCUGCACUCAGGGCACGCAUCAUCGAGAGGUGGAUCCAUAUUGCUCAGGAGUGCCAUCAGCUGAAGAACUUCUCCUCUUUGAGGGCCAUCCUCUCCGCCCUGCAGUCCAACGCCGUGUAUCGCCUCAAGAAGACCUGGGCUGCUGUCAGCAGGGAAGGCAUGAACACCUUUGACCACCUGUGUGAGACGUUCCCUGACGAGAACUGUGUGCUAACCAGCAGAGAGAUCCUGGUGGAGGAUGGGACUCACCCAGAUGGCAGUGCCACCCCGAGCUCAGUGUCCAGACACAUUAACUCCAGCAGUGGUGUCGUGCCGUACCUCGGCACCUACCUGACCGUCCUCACCAUGCUGGAUACAGCACUGACCGAUACUGUGGAGGGUGGACUAAUCAACUUUGAGAAGCGCAGACGGGAGUUUGAGAUUCUCUCUCAGAUCCGGCAGCUUCAGGCCUCCUGCUGCCACUACAGCUUUCCAGUAAACCCUCUUAUCGCCGCCUGGCUGCAGGCACACACACUGCUCACAGACCAGGAGAGCUAUGAGCUGUCUCGUGAGCUGGAGCCUCCGGUGGACCCGUGUCCCAGCUCUCCCAACUCCUGGAGCAGCCGUCUACUCACCAAGAAACUCGCCUCGUUGCGAACAUCCAGUGAAAGCUCCCUGAGGAAGACCCACGCUGACCAGAUCAGCGUCUCUUCCUCUGGCUCCAGCAGUUCGGACAUGGAGGACCUCUCGGCCCCUCAGCCCUCCCCCCUCAGACUCAAACUCAAGACGCUGUCCGGCUCUCUCCACAACGUGGCGGAGGAUUUCUCCUCCAGCUCCUUGUCCUCGUCCUCCCCCAGUCUGUCCAGCUCCUCCUCACACCCUGACCUCAGCUCUUCUUCUCUGGGGCUGAGCCCCGAGUCGUCUCCUCUGGCCGCGCUGCCCGUCUACAACAAACAGGUGGCAGACUCGUGCAUCGUCAGGGUCAGCGUGGAGUCUGUCAGCAAUGGAAACGUCUACAAAAGCAUACUGCUGACCAGUCAGGACCACACGCCUCAGGUGAUCCAGAGAGCUGUGGAGAAACACAACAUGGAGGACGUCAGCUGCUGCAGCUUCAACCUCUGCCAGAUGCUCAGCAAUGGCAAAGAGCUCCAGAUACCUGAGAAAGCCAACGUAUUUUAUGCCAUGUGCACCUCCGCCAACUACGACUUUGUGCUGCGUCAGCGCUGGAGGAGCCACGGGAGGCGCCUGGGCUCCUCUUUCAGUCCCGGGGCCCAACCCAGGAGUCGCCACGGCAAGUGAACAGCCUGUAGGACUAUAGGAGUUAUUCUAAAACACAGAGGAGCUGCUCGUCUGCAAACAGCCCAACACGUCUGAGGCCGAUUGGUUCAGAGCGGAUCAUAUCUGCUGUACAGUGAUCUCAGACUCUCCCGCAACGGAGCUUGGAUUAAAAAAGGAGUUUUUAUGAGGACCUAGUCUGCAACGGGAAAACGUGUUAUACCGGGAAUUGUACUGGAAGGUUAAAAGAGUGACUUGAGAGAGAAGGAGUUUCCACAGAAGUGAGACACUGAGAAACAAAUGUUGUUCUCCAUCAUCUGGAACAUCUUAAAAACCAGAUGAACGAACCAACCAGGACCUGUGGUUGGAUUGGAUUAUUGUGCAUCAUAAAGUGAGUAGUGCCUCAGGUUUGGAUGAGGAUCAGCUGUGGAGAUACGGACGGGAGGGUGAUUCUUCAGGAGAGAAAGGGGCUGCAGACUGGAAUAUUCUCUUCAGCCUGUUUGCCACAACGAGUCUCUCAUACUUUUAGUGACGCAAAGUGCUCACUGUUAGUCCAAGCGUAAACAUUUCAGUUCUAACGAACACUGAAUCAAAUGGUGUUUGAAAUCCAGGCAUUGAGGUUUCAUUUGCCCGGAGAGUCAGUGAUAAGUAUUCAGUCGUCUCCUAGUGGAGGAUUUAAAUGUUUGAAUGUAACUUAAUGUCAUUUUAUCACCUUAAAUUAUUUAAUGCAAUGUCAGUAUUCAGCUUCUAGAGCAAAAGUGGGAAACACUUUAUUCGGAGAGUCUGCCUAUUGAGAGUGCUUUUUAAAUGUUAGUUGAAAUACUACCGUUUCGCUUCAUCUGGAGUUGUCUAACAGAUUAUCUUGAACAGACCUACAUAUAACCAGGAUUAGUUUUGUAUAGAUCUGUUCAUAUAUUAUCACAUAUACACUAAAGAUAAUCUGCUAAACAUCUCCAGAUAAAGCUAAGCGGUUUAAACUUUACAAAUACUCUCAACUCUCCAAAUAAAGUUUGUUAGGAAAAUGUGUUUCUGUUUUAAGUUGUACUUAAAUGGAUUUGGUAUCUCAGAAGGUCAACCCAAGUUAGCAUUAUUCUGAAUGGAGAAAGCUGACGUUUUUCUUACCGUCUGCUUUAAUAAAUGGAAGAAGACGUUGUUUGUGAGCAUCGAGUGGUAUGAAGCUCACUCGGCAUGUGAAUGAGAUUCAUCUGAAGAAUCGUUCAUGAACGUGAAAAUGAAGUGUCUCUGUAUGUGAAUGAAUUGUUGAUGUCAGUGAUGUGAAAUCCUCCCCAAAACUCUAAGGCAGCUUUUUCAAUAAUAAAACUCAAAGCGAGUUUGAAGGUUAAGACAAAUGUAAUAAUGGUUCACAUUAUGUUUAAAAUGCAUAGAAUCAAACACACACUGGUGAAGUGUCUCCUCAGUUUUUAGCAUCUGUGUGCAGAUGCAAUGCUGCUGUGGUUUGUUAUGAGUGAGGGUCUGGCUGCUGCAAUAUAAAGUAUGAAGGAGGGGUCCACACAGUGACUUCCUGUCUGUAUUAUUAUUUGUAUUGUUAUUAUUAGAAGGCAUUCAUGUACAUGCUCUCAUUUAGUAUGUUUAACAUGUUAUCAACGUUAUUGUAUGAAAUGUGUAAUUCAUGCCUACAUGUCCUUAUAUAUUUUAUUUUAACAGAUUCUUUAUUUUUAAAGUUGAAUCUAAGCACUUGCUCUUUAUAAGUAGUAUUAAUAAAGCCAAUUUACUAUUGAUUGUUUUAUUUUAUUUUUUGCUUCAAGUCAUUUCUUAAGUCAAAAUAAA